Verruconis gallopava is the source of this 1237-nucleotide messenger RNA. RefSeq lists its product as uncharacterized. Gene Ontology annotation, biological process: post-translational protein targeting to membrane, translocation. Lineage: Eukaryota; Fungi; Ascomycota; Dothideomycetes; Venturiales; Sympoventuriaceae. Bases 98 to 823 code for a protein of 241 amino acids. The transcript has 3 exons. The record is from RefSeq and is a predicted model, not a curated record. Gene Ontology annotation, cellular component: Sec62/Sec63 complex.
CUUUUCGAAAUCGCCAUGAGGUAGCGCCCGACAACCACCCUUCUCUUCUUGUCAUUCUACAACGCCUUUUUCGGGUCUCGUGCAUCACACGUCAAAUAUGGUCAACUGGCUGAAGCUAGCGCUUCCCAUUGUAUAUUUGGGCAUCUUGCUCUCUUCGCUCUAUGCUUUCAGCACGCUCUAUCGUAAAAGAAAAGCAGCCAGAGCGGCGUCUCUAGAGCCAUGGUUUGGGCCGCACGUUCAGCGAAAUAUCUACCUAUCUCUUCUGCACAUCGAACCGUCAGACACCCAGCCGAAAAUCCCUGAGUCGGUAAUCAAAGCCGCAUUGCUGAGACGGGCGACGGAAGACAUUCACAGGAUAAUGUCGAUACGAAACAGCAAGGCAGCCCUCAGUGCGCUUCUUCAAAGGGGCAGCGUAGGUGAUGAUUUGUGGCAGCGGUUCCUCCGCGCAGAGAAGGAGAUUGAGGAGGAACUAAGAGACGUUGUCAACGAGGCCAAUGCAUUUUCGCCAAGCUGGGGCCAAACCAUCUUCCAAUCCGCCAGCGAGAUUGCCCAAAACCAGAUGCUGCGCAAACGCCUGGCCGAGCUCCAGGCGCAGAAGGAGUCAGAGAAGGAGUGGUGGGAGAACAGGCAGAAGAGCAUUCAGGCUGAAUUCAUGAAGGAGCUUGAAAGCGACAACGUAGAGACCGCAACUACAGCACAACAUGCGAAGACCCCGAGCCGCACCAGCGACGACGACGCGGUGCUCGUGGAGGGCGGCGGUCCGGCCGACAAAGGGAUCCAGCAAGGUGGCGGCAAGAAGAAGAAGGGAAAGGGCAAACACUAAGCAUACAUCCUGGCGGCGACUUAUGAAGCACGAAUUUGAUUUCGGAAAUCAAAGGGUGGCGAUGAAUUUUGACUAAAGUCACUACGUUUCUAGAAAGCAAAAGGGAAAUCUGGUCGUAGCACUCUUCUGCAUUGCUUUCUGCAUGGCGACUCAUGGAAAUACUGUAUUAUACCAGUAGCGACUUCAAGGUGCAUAUGAGAUCUCAUUAGGCGCAAGGGGCUGGGCCCGUAAUUCGUUGGCUUUGGACAAACAUUCUGUUGAUGGACUACUGCGUACCCGAAUACUGCAAAAUAUAUCAAGAUCCGUACCGUACAAGCACGUACCGUCUUCGCCUUCUUUCUCAAAACGCCCGGAUAAUAGAUAGAUACAUCCAAGCGACAGUGAACUGCCACUCUCACAAUUUUUAACCUUCCG